This is a messenger RNA of Carya illinoinensis, 786 nucleotides long. RefSeq names its product 18.5 kDa class I heat shock protein-like. Gene Ontology annotation, biological process: response to salt stress; protein complex oligomerization; response to hydrogen peroxide. NCBI's taxonomy places the organism in Eukaryota, Viridiplantae, Streptophyta, Magnoliopsida, Fagales, Juglandaceae. The transcript has a single exon. The record is from RefSeq and is a predicted model, not a curated record. Bases 99 to 584 code for a protein of 161 amino acids.
AACUUGGAAAGCGUUUGAAGUUGUGGGAAUCCUAAAGCUGUUCUGCUCUAAUUGAAUCGUACACCAAAUCCAUAAAGAAGAAGAGUAAUAUCACAAACAUGUCGUCGAUUCGAGUCUUUUUUGGUGGCCGACGAAGCAACAUCUUCCAUCCUUUUAUCCUCCAACUCCGAGACCCUUCAGGAGACUUUGCUCUUCGUUCUUCACUAACUUCUGCCCGUUUCCCCCCGUUUUGUCGAGAAACCUCAGCUUUUGCCAACAUCCAAAUCGACUGGAAGGAGACACCAAAAGCCCACUUACUCAAGGCAGAUCUUCCGGGGCUGAAGAAAGAGGAAGUAAAGGUCAAAGUUGAAGAUGGAAGAGUGCUUCAGAUAAGCGGAGAGAGGAAUUCGGAGAAUAAAGACAAGAACGACACAUGGCAUAGGUUGGAGCGCAGCAGUGGCAAGUUCUUGAGGAGUCUCAGGCUGCCGGAGAAUGCAAAGAUGAAUCAGAUUAAUGCUACAAUGGAGAAUGGAGUUCUCACCGUAACAAUUCCUAAAGAAGAAGUGAAGAAGCCUGAUGUCAGGACUGUUGAGAUUUCAUGUUAAUUACGUUCCCUUGCAUCUUCGAUGGAGGAUGGAGUGUUUUUGCGUGUUCGUGUUCGUUUGCAGUUUCGUGUUUUUUUUUUUUUUUUGGUUUUUUCCUAUGCUUCGGGUGUGAAGUAUUUGGUUCUUUACAUGAUAGUGGGGAAAAGUUGAUCAUGCAAGUUUACGUUUGUAUACUCGUUUCAAUCUUUUGAUUAUUUCUCAA